Molecule: messenger RNA, 9038 nt
Organism: Homo sapiens (human)
Lineage: Eukaryota; Metazoa; Chordata; Mammalia; Primates; Hominidae
Gene: TMEM65
Product: transmembrane protein 65
Exons: 7
Coding region: 545-1267 (240 amino acids)
Biological process (GO): sodium ion transmembrane transport; cardiac ventricle development; regulation of cardiac conduction
Cellular component (GO): intercalated disc; mitochondrial inner membrane; plasma membrane
Source: RefSeq, marked validated
ACUUCUGCUGCCGCUAGGGGUAGCGGCGGCGGCGGCGGCUGCGGCUCGGGAGCGCGGCUGCUUUGAGGGCUCGGGAACCUUACAGAGUGGGGACGUGGGGAGGCUAGAGGGUGAGAAAGCUGGCGGGAGAGUAGGGCGGCGCUGGAGGAGGGCGGUGCGUGGCUGACUCAUCCUCUGGAAGAUCAGACUGACAGAGACACACACUAGCCCGCCCCGCCCGCCCGCGCCGCUCCUCCUCAGCCGGGAGGCGCCCGCCCGCACCGACCGCCCGCCCUCUCCGGGCGCUGUCCGGGCCCGGCCGUCUCAGAGAAAGUUUUUCCCAUCGGAGGGGCGGGAGCCGCCGCGGGCCUUUUGGAAAGGAAGUGGGGACGGAACAGGAGGCGAGAGCCGCGCGGGCCCGCGGAGUGCAUGGUGCCCGGCGCCUCGGCUGCCUGGCAGGAGGACCUCGGGGCGGGGUCGAGCUGAGCCCAGCUCCUUCUCGCCUCAGCCGCGCCAGAAACCGCCUUGCCGGACGGCCGCGGGGGUCCCAGCUCCUCAGCUCGCCAUGUCCCGGCUGCUGCCGCUGCUGAGGAGCCGGACCGCGCGCAGCCUGAGGCCGGGCCCGGCCGCCGCCGCCGCGCCCCGCCCGCCGUCCUGGUGCUGCUGCGGGCGGGGGCUGCUGGCGCUCGCGCCCCCCGGCGGCUUGCCGGGCGGCCCCAGGCGGCUGGGCACGCACCCCAAGAAGGAGCCCAUGGAGGCGCUGAACACGGCGCAGGGCGCGCGCGACUUCAUCUACAGCCUGCACUCCACGGAGAGGAGCUGCCUGCUCAAAGAGCUGCACCGCUUCGAGUCUAUUGCCAUUGCCCAAGAAAAAUUGGAAGCUCCACCACCCACCCCAGGACAGCUGAGAUAUGUAUUCAUCCACAAUGCGAUACCUUUCAUAGGGUUUGGCUUUUUGGAUAAUGCAAUUAUGAUUGUUGCUGGAACCCAUAUUGAAAUGUCUAUUGGAAUUAUUUUGGGAAUUUCAACUAUGGCAGCUGCUGCUUUGGGAAAUCUUGUGUCAGAUCUAGCUGGACUUGGACUUGCAGGCUACGUUGAAGCAUUGGCUUCCAGGUUAGGCCUGUCAAUUCCUGAUCUCACACCAAAGCAAGUUGACAUGUGGCAAACACGUCUUAGUACACAUUUGGGCAAAGCUGUUGGGGUGACUAUUGGCUGCAUUCUAGGAAUGUUUCCUUUAAUUUUCUUUGGAGGAGGUGAAGAAGAUGAAAAACUGGAAACGAAAAGUUAAUCCUCUUAGAAUACCUAUAAAAAGAUGUAAACUAAUGUACCUCAGUAAUUAAAUAUGCUGUCACAACAUUUAGGAAUUAAGACAGUAACAGUAUAGAUAUGGGAUCAAAUAAUUUAGCAUGUAUUAUGGAAAACACUAACUUAUUGUGGCUUGAUCUUCUUAGGACAUCUUUUUUAAAAAGCUGUUUAGUAUCAUUUUGUGUAUAUUGUUGAAAUGCUUUUUCAUCAAUAGCAGUCAACAUUUUAUCCUUUCUUUUUAUAUUCAUAAUGUUAUUUAAGUGUCAUUGAUGUACUGUAUUGACUUGGGGUUUGCUUAUUUGUUACUUAACAUGUGUACAUGCAUGAAAGCAUUUUUCGUUGUUCCCUGAUAGUUACAUUUCAACCUUGGGAUUUUUCCAAAUUACUUAAGAUGUUUAAUGUCAGUUAAAGAUUUUUUUACCCUCUUUUUGGGAACAUCAAUUUUGUACUGUUAUGCAGUAAACAUUUAUAAUAAUAUAAUUUCAGUCAUUUCUUAACUGUCACAUCUAUUGAAAAUGGAUAUAGAUACAGGUUUUAAGUAUUUUAAGUAUAUAUUACUUAUUUUAAUUUUCUGACUUUACUAUUUUAAGGGCCAGAGGGUUAAUCACAAAGAGCAAUUAUGUGGUCUCCCUGCUACAUGAAACCGUGUAUACUAACAAGCGUACAAUUUUUAGUUGAUUUUUUUUAACCUUUUAGUUUCCCAGUUUUGAAUAAUUACAUGGUGGAUUCUGACUUUUGAGGGGAAGCAAAUGAUUAUUUUAGAGUCUUUGAAAUGGGGAUUGUGGAAUUAGAUUGAACUAAGGGAUUUAACAUGAUGCUUGGAAAUUAAGAGACUAAAGCUUUUUUUAAAAAAAGGUGGAAAAUAGGAACUGUCAAGAAGGUUUAUGGUAUAAAUGAUGAAGUUGAAGUGAUGUUUGAAAGAUUAAUGAGAUACAAUUUAUAUUAUUUGGUAAGGUUUUUUUUUUUCCCUCCAAAGAUGUCAUCUUCUCAUCUGAAUGGAAUAAGUCUGAAUACCCCAUAUUCAUACUCCUAAUCUCAUUAUAUCUUAUUUAGUGAAUUUUAUUUAUGAAUAAUUUCUGUUGAAGUGAAAACUAGAUAUUUAAUAUUUUGCUUUUUUGCUACAUAGUCUACUCAAAAAUUACAUGAGGAGAAAUCCUUUUUCCCUUUGUUUUUCUUUUUUCUUCUUUUGUGGUAUUUAAAGCAUAUUUUAGGUUGAAGUUACUUAUUUCUAGUCUUGUACUUCUGGCUUAAGUAUAACCAUGUAAGAAUUAUAAAUUUUAGUUUUCUGAACCCUUAAACUUUUUUAGCAUGUGGUCUGUUACACAUGCUAAAAAAUUAGUCUUACUUGUAACAGCGUAAUUAAACACAUCAUGGAGGAGAGAAACUUAAAAUUAAAAUAGUAUUUUGGCUUUUGAAGUUAUUUGUGUUGCUAAAUAGAUGCAGAGGUUUUACAGCAGUUUAUUUUAAGGUUUUAUUUAUACAUAAUUACUUUGAACUCUUCAGAGUAGAUAUUUUUUCACAAGGCAGUUUGUCAUAAAUUCUCUCAUGCGCUUCAGAAUGCAUAAGUGCCAUCCUUUAAUCAUAGACUUUGAGGAGAGAAAGCAUAAAAAUAUAGCAUAUAAUCUAAAAAUAAAUAUAUAACAUGCACAAAUAAUGUGACAUUCUUACUGAAUCAAAUCAUGAUUCUAGAACUUGAGAUCUUAAAUAGAAUUUCGGUUUGUAUCUUCCAUAUAAUAACCACACACAGAUAACCACACAAAAAAUCCUUUGUAAAAUUUCUGAUUGAUAGGAUUAGAGUGCUUAAAUUUUUGGGGGGGGAAGGGUGGGGUAAAGUGUAAGUGCUUUCUUUUGUCCCUAACUUGUGUAUUGAUGGCAGUCCACUCUGUUUUCUAAAAAUGUAUUUUACUGUGGUGCUUAACUUCUUAUUAAUUAAAUCCCGUAUCAGAAACCUUGCCUGUGACUUUAGAAAGGGCUUUUGAUUAUUGUUUUUUCUUCUUGCUCUUGAAAGUAAUCUGGUCCCAGGGAAUUACUGGUUUAACUGAACAUCUCCAGAAUUAUUUAAGGUGUCAAAAUAUAUAACCUUCACAUUGAAAGAUAAUUUUAAUUUAUGGGCAUAAUAAAAAUUUGAAUCAUUCAGGUAAUUUUCAAAAAAUGGAGACCAUUUGUCUUUAACUGAAGGUAUAUGUUUAAGAUCAUAGUCUACCCUAGUAUGGUGCUUUGCCACAAAGUGAUUUCUGAAGAAUGGUUCUUUUUAAGAUAAUGACUUCAUAUGAUCAUUGUUUCAUGUUACUUGCCACAAAUAACUUUAAUUUAGGUUGAAACUGGAACUGUUUGUUUCUCAUAUUAGCUACUUCUCUAUUAGGAGCACAAGAACCAUAGUUAAAUGCAACAUGAGCUACUUUAGUCCUGUUUGUUUAAAUUUGUGUUGUCCAUGUAUUAUGAUUUAUUAACUUGUUGAUGCAUGUAAAUUGGGUGCAUUUUGUUGCCAUGUAUGUUAAAUGGUGACCAAUGUUUUUACAAAGGAAUUGAACAAAAAAAGUAUCUUUUAAGAAAUUUGGAAUGUGGUUUUGAUUUUGAAAUUUGAUUUCUUACUAAUCUCAGAGGGCCUUGGUAUAUUCUGUUACUAAAGCAAACAGGAUUAAUGAAUACGGAUUUGUUACAAGGUGGCAGCAAUGUCACUGAGAUAGUGAAUGGAACAAUUUACCACCUCCCUGGAAUCUGCACCUGAGAUACAACAUCAGCGUAUGAGUGAAGAGUGAGCCCAUAGAAAAGCUUUAGAUAGACUCACAUAAGUCACACUGAUGGGUAUUUACAGCAGAUAUAUCCAAGCUGUUUAUGUAAUAGUCUCAUUUACUUUAUUCUUUUUCUCUAGAACAUAAAUUUUGAAGGUAAUGGAAGUUUAUCUUUUAUACCAAAAGUUUGUAUGAGCCAUUUUGAAGUAAAUCUUUCUAAUUUUAGAAUUAUAUUUUCUCGCCAUCUUAAGACAGUAUAUUAAAUAUAAUAUAACCUUUUUCUUAGUGGCUAAGCAUUAUCUUUAUGUAUAUUAUUAUUGUGUGGUAAUGCAGUACCUUGAGAAUCUAGUUUUUAUAGUUUUCAUUUUUUUUUCUGAUCUUGCUUCUGGCAACUUUUAUCUCUCUAAUCUGCUUUUUUUCUCAGUUGUCUGGACUUAGAAACUGGUUAGCCUAUCUUACCAUAAAUUAUUUGGGAAAUACUAAAAAAUUGGCUUUGGAUCCUGACUGAGAUGAUGAUGAUGAUAGUAGUAGUAGUAAUAAUAAUAGUUCCCUUUUAUUAAACACUUAUUUGGUCCUUUAUGCACUAGUAAUUUACACACAUUAUUGCAUUUAAUCACCUUAAUGACAACAUUAAGUUGGGGCUAUUAUCAUUAUCAUCUCUAUUUUCUCAUAGCUAAAUUGAGGCAUGAAGAGGUUAGUUUGCCACUACGAAUAAGUGGACUGGAAUCCUAUUUUGUCCAAGUAUGAAGCCUGUCUUCUUAACUGCUAGGCAGUAGGGACAUCAGUUGCAUGGGCUUUGCAAUGUCUGCUCUCUGCCUAGGUUCCUUUUUACCUCCAGAUUCAUGGAGUCAUUUUCUUAUCUAUAAUUUAAGAAUAUUGUGCUUACAAUCCAAGAUUCAUUUAAGAAAUCUUGUGUUCUUUAUUACAUACUAUGUGCUAGGAUGUUCAAGGCACUGAGUGAACAACCAGAACAUCUGUACCCUCAUGAAGCUUAUUCUUUUGGGGUGGGUAGUAAUAGGGGAAGAGAACACAGAAAAGCAAAUAUACUUUUUUUUGAGAUGGAGUCUUGAUGUCACCCAGGCUGGAGUGCAGUGGCGUGAUCUUGGCUUAUUGCAACCUCUGCUUCCUGGGUUCAAGUGAUUCUCCUGCCUCAGCCUCCUGAGUAGCUGGGAUUACAGUCACGUGCCACCGAGCCUAAUUUUUUUGUAUUUUUAGUAGAAACGGGGUUUCACCAUGUUGGCCAGGCUGGCCUCAGACUCCUGACCUCCUGAGUAGCUGGGAUUACAGGCACGUGCCACCGAGCCUAAUUUUUUUGUAUUUUUAGUAGAAACGGGGUUUCACCAUGUUGGCCAGGCUGGCCUCAGACUCCUGACCUCAGGUGGUCCACCUGUCUCGGCCUCCCAAAGUGCUGGGAUUACAGGCGUGAGCCCCUGCGCCCACCUGCAAAUAUACACUUAAAUAUUGUUUAUGUCAGAUGGUGGUAAGUUCUAUAGAGAUAAAUGAAACAAGAUAAAGAGGAUAGAAAGUACCAGUGGUCAUAAGUGAAGAUGGUCAGUGAAGACCUGAAGGAAGCGAAGGUACAAACAGUACAGAUAUUCUGUGAAGAGAAAGUAUCAUGCUAGGUACUAGAAAGUUGGUGUUAAGAAAAUCUCAGAUAUGUGAAAUAUGUUUCACUUUGGAAUUCAUUGUAAAAUGUUUUCUUUUUGUUUCAUAUUACUAAUAACUGCAUUAAGCCUAAAGAGUAACAGUUAAAUAUUAAGAUUAAUACUUACUUCUUGCAUGUUUACUGACAGCAGUAGGUGAAAAUGGCACAGAAGUGUGGGGAAGCAACCCUAGAAUUCAAAAAAGUCUGUAGAUAUUCCCAUCAGCAAAUCAUUUACAGUUGACUCUUGAACAAUGGAGGGAUUAGGGACACCAACCCCCUGUGCUGCUGAAAAUCUGAAUACAACUUUUUACUCUCUCCAAACUUUACUUAUAGCCUCCUAUUGGCUGGAAGCCUUUCUGAUAAAUAAGCAGUAGAUUAACACGUAUUUUGUAUGUUAUAUGUAUCAUAUAUUGUAUUAAAAUAAAGGUAGAAGAAAGAAAAUGUUAUUAAAAUCAUCAGGAAGAGAAAAUACAUUUACUAUUCAUUAAGUGGAUCAUGAUAAAAGUCUUCAUCCUCCUUGUCUUCAUGUUGAGUAGGCUGAGGUGGAGGAGGAAGAGGAAGGAUUGGUCUUGCUCUUAGUGGUAGCAGAGGUGCAAGGGGAAGCAGGAAAGGCAGGCACACUACGUGUAAUUAUGAAAAUGCAUUGUAACUUCUGUCUGAUGUUUUGCUUUUUUUCAUUUCUCAAAAUAUUUCUAUAUAUGGUAUUAAUCCUUCUUCCACCAUUUGCUUUAGUUUUAGUGCCUGUGUGAUAGAAGGGUUCAUGUUGUAAAAUCAGUCUUGAAUAAUCAGAACACUUCUACCAGAUUGUCUAAUGUUGAUUUGUUUUCUGGCACUGCUUCUAAAUGUCUUCCUCCUCAUUCUGUGGCACUGAUUCAGAGGCACUCAUCUCCAAAAGCUAAGCUUUUGAAUUGCUUAGCUUUUGAUUCACUCCAGGAUUCAGAUCUUGAAACUUUCUACCCUCCACCAUUUAUUUAUUUAUUUAAUUUGACAUAUCUACAACCUCUUUCAUGAUUUUCUUGAUUGGCUCUGUUGUAAAUUCUGCGAAGUCACACACAACAUCUGGUUGUUUUCCUCAGCAGGAAUUUAUUGUUUUGGGCUUGAUGGCUUUCAUGUCUUCUGUAGCAACAAUGGCAUCAUCAGUGGUGGAAUCCUUCCAGACUUUGAUGAUGUUCUCUUUGUUAGAGUUCUCUUGCAUGGCACUGAUGGUUCUUUGCAUAGAGUACUGUGUGUAAUGAGCCUAUAGGUCCUUAUGACUCCCUGAUCUAGAAACUAAAUUAGAGACAUUGUGUUUGGGGGCAAAUAGAUCACUUCGAUGCCUUUAGUAUUGAACUCAUGGAGUUCUGGGUGGGUGGCCAGGGGCAUUGUCCAGUAUCAAAACAACUUUAAAAGGCAGUCCUUUACUGGCAAGGUACUUCCUGACUUCAAAGACAAAACAGCAAUGGAGCCAAUCCAGAAAAAGGGUUCUUGUCGUCCAGGCCUUCUUGUUAUACUGCCAGAAGACUGGCAGCUGGUGUUUAUCUUUUCCCUUCAAGACUUGGGAGUUAACAGCUUUAUAGAUAAGUGCAGUCUUGAUCAUAAACCCAACAGCAUUUGCAAAAACCCAUAGCAUUAGCCUGUCCCUUUCUGCCUUAAACCCUGGUGCUCACUUCUCUUCUUUACUAAUAAAUGUUCUUUGUGGCAUAUUAUUAUUUUUCCAUAAUAGGGCACUUCUGUCUGCCUUAAGAACCUGUUUUGGUAGAUAUGCUUUCUCCUCAAUGAUUUUCUUAAUGGCAUCUGGGAACUCAUUUGCUGCCUCUUGGUCAUCAGGAGCUGCCUCUUCUGUUAUCUUAACAUUUUUAAAGCCAAACUUCUUUCUAAUAUUAUCAAGCCAUCCUUUGCUGGCAUUAAAUUCUCUAGAUUUAGAUCCUUCACCUUCCUUUUGCUUUAAAUUGUCAUAUAAUGACCGCCUUUUCUCCAAUCAUAUUAGAGCCUAUAGGUACGUCUUUCUUGUAGCAAUACUGCACCCACAUAAAAGUUGCAUUUUUAAUACGAGAUAAAAAGGUAUAUCACAAAAAGUGUAAGGUUUGCUGGUAUAGAUGCAGUAAUGGCUUCAUAAAUUUUCUUAAUUUUUUUUAACAGUGGUCCUUAUGCUGGAUUCAUUUAUCUUGAAGGAUGGGCAACUACAGCUGCAGACCAGUACACAUCAAGCAAUUUAACUUUUUCUUGUAAUGUCAUGACUUUGCUCCUUGGGAGCACUUCCAGCGUCACUAGCGGGACUUCAUAUGGGUCCCUUGGUAUUAUUGCAAGGUUUAUGGUUGUACUAAACAUGAUGAAAAAUAACUGAGAACCAUGAGAGAUCACUUUUUACUACGAUACACAAUUUACUGGAGAGAUGAACUGCCCAUGUGGAGAUGAUAAACAUCACAUGGCAUUUUAAGUGAAUACAGCACUUGAGCUCACAGCAACAGCAACAGGAGGUAGCUCUGAAAUUAUGGUAGUAGUGCAGUAUGUACUAUAGUUAAUCUUAUCCAGUUGUAAUUUAGUACUGCAUCUUUAUGUUUGUCUCAACUGCAAAUGGCUCCAAUGUAUAGUCUGUGUAUGCGUUAAGUUUUGAUAAAUUUUAACUUUUUUUUUUUUUGAGAUGGAGUCUUGCUCUGUUGUCCAGGCUGGAGUGCAGUGGCACCAUGCCGGCUCACUGCAACCUCUGUCUUCUGGGUUCAAGUGAUUCUCCUGCCUCAGCCUCCCAAGUAGUUGGGAUUACAGGCAUGCAUCCCCAUGCCCAGCUAAUUUUUGUAUUUUUAGGAGAAACAGGGUUUCACCAUGUUGGCCAGGCUGCUCUUGAACUCCUGACCUCAGGUGAUCCGCCUGCCUCGGCCUCCUGAAGUGUUGGGAUUACAGGCGUGAGCCACUGCGCCCGGCCAAUUUUAACUUUUCAUAAUAGAUUUGUAUAUAUUUAUGGUAGUAAAUGAUAAAAUAGACUAGUGUCUACAUAUAUUAUAUGAAUUCAUGACACACCUUUUUCUUAGUUUUUCAGUAUUUCUAAGCUACAUGGUGCAUCUGCAAGUUUUUUAAAUUGUUGCAAAUUUCCAAAAAAAUUUUCAAUAUAUUUAUCAAAAUAUGCAUAUAAGCGGUCCUAUGCAGUUCAAACCCGUGUUUGAGAAUCAACUUUAUGACUUCCAGUGUCAUUCUCCACCAUUUCUGCAGUUUAUCACAUUUUGCUUCAGGCAGAUUUGGUAAAUCUUCAAUGAUAGUUCUCUAGGCCAUUGUUUUGUAACAUGAUCAAAUGCUUAAUGGGAAAUAGAAUAUGUAUAUGUAUUCUUUGUCUACCAACUACCAAAGAAACAAAUACUCCUCAGUUUGACUUGACUUAGUAAAUAAACUUGUGUUGGGUUAAUGGA